AUGUUAGGAAGUCCGUCGAACAACGGCGGCAUCAGAAUGCUUGUGCCCCCGGCUCCGAACGACGACAGGCGGGUUGAGUUUGUGGCUCUCACCGCCGUCCACACGGAGAGGAGCGAGCCGUCCACCCCGGAGCGCGGACACCCGUCUCACCGCACAGGUCUGUUGGGCACCCCGCUGCCCGGGCCGCCGGGACCCCGGGCCAACGCGUCCGCUACGAGCAAACGCUUCAGAAAGUUGCAAAACUGUCUGUACAACGUGCUGGAAAGACCACGAGGAUGCGCUUUCAUCUACCACGCUUUCAUGUGAGUACAGUUUUUCAUCGAGUUUUCUCGACUCUGUGCGUAAAAGCUCAUUUUUUCUGCCUUUACAACUUUCUAAAGUCCACUCGAGUGUCUGUGAAUACACCCUCGUGUAACCAUAAAUGCUACAUCAGUCUUUUUCCAAUCAUGUGAUUUGAAACCAGCAGUCAUUUGAUAAAUUUACCAAUUAACCAAGCAGAACUGCAUAUACAGCAGUUUACAUGGAUCAUGUGCCAUGCAUCAUCACAACAUGGGGUCCUGUGUUCAUUUCCCCCUUGUCUCUGUGUAAUUAAAUCAUCAGGAGGAUCCAGGAUGUGAAAUUCAAUUUGUCCAUAUCCACGGGGCCUAUUGCAUUUGGUCGAAAUUCAAGAAAACCCCUUUGUAAACAUUUUAUAUCUGCUAGUCACCAUUACUUUUAAUGUUUUAACUUUAUCUGUGAAGUUUAAGAGUGAGUGUUGCAGUGUUUGUUAUGACAGCCACUGACACAUGACAUUCUUCUGAACCUUAAACAUGACAGCUUUUUAUCCAAAUGAAGGGUAUUCUCACCCAUUAAAUCCUGCGCUAAACAAAAGACUCAACAAAAAAAGGACCAAAUGUAGAAAGUGUUCUGUCAGAGCUUUAAAGCCCUUCUCCAGCCAUAUGCUCCAUAAUGUAUACAACAUGUAAACACUGGAAAAGUAUGAGCUCACUGGAGGCUGUGGCUGUUUUACUCUGUCACACCAGCCAAGGACCUCUAUGUGAAACAUUUAGCGCUCAUUUGUCCAAACCAAACUGCUCUGUGUUUCAUGUAGUUGAAUGUGCACCUGUUCUACAUUUAAAUUCAACCCUAUUAAUAACUAACAAAAAAAUAACAGUAAUGCCCACCAUGAAUGGUGAAUGACUUAAGAGUCUCUUUAAAAGUCAAAGUUCACUCAGUGAAUAUUUGCCAUUUCCUAAGUGUGUCUGUAUAUUUUCCGACAGUUUGAAGAGCAGUUGUGCACCAGCAGCUGUUUUCCAGUUGUGCCAGCAGACAGAGCACAAGUGUGGGAGCUGCUCACACCAGGCCGAGCUUUCUGUGUCACUGUUUAAAUAAGAACAGCAGUUGUUCUGCUUGUGGCAUCAAGUGUUUAUAACUGAAGGGAAUCCCGCUGCAGAGCCACGACUUACACAUCAGUUCUCAUUAUGUGCAUUAAACACGUUUUUAACUUAGAGUUAGCUAGUUUUACUCUUUUCCCCAGAGUUUUUCUUUCUCUAUUCCCACAGGAGCACUGACACACGACAUAUCAAGCACCGCCUCCACCCUGUGUGCCUCCCAUUAAGAGUUUGGCCUUUGUGGGGUAGAUGUGGGUGACAUUCUCCCUGACAUUAUAGGCUGGCAGCUCUGCCACUGUUGUUGUAUCUCUGUCAGAGAAGGCAGGGCAGGCGCUCAGAGGUGCUGGGAUCAGGUUUCAGAUGCCUCAAAGAUGGAGCUGCACCGACUUUAGAAGUGAGCGGCCUUUUUAACAUCCUUUUUUAUCCAUCUGCCUUAACACGCUGCAAACUACCAGAAGUCUUACCCAGCUUUUAGGAAGUCCUUGCACUUUGAUGUGAUAUAUGCUGGGUGCUCACAUUGCUUGCAGAGUGCAACGUUCCCAUGAAACUGUAACACCCUGAGAAAUGCAUUUGUUUGUUUCAUGUGAGAGACUCACCAUGCUGUGAGCAGUGGCUCAUGUGAGAAUUCAUUGUGUGAUGACGCUCAAUUAAGGCGGCGUUGAUCUAUUGUAAUUAAAUUGAGCCGUACACUGCUGCGUGGAGCACUGUGCUAACUUCCCUUGAUCCUCUAAUUAGCCGUGGAUUGUAACAGGGGACAGUGGAGCAGAUGGAUGGUUCCAGAGAGCCUCCUUAUGCAGGUGUGUUUAGUGUAUAGAUGGUGGAAAAAUGGCUCUUUGCUAUUAAAACCCAGACACGGGACACUUCAAGUCCCUCCAUUCUCCUUGCCUUUUUUUGGUCACAGUUGCACAUAAGGUGCAUCCUAAAAAAAGCCCACAUCUCUGUCUUGGAUAAAAUAUUUUGGCAUUUUAACAUCCUGCUUUAUAAGCAGUUCAAGUGCACAAGUGUGAGUGGGUAGACUUCUGUACGUGGCUGCAACUCUUCUUCACACUCUCUGUGGCAAGUGUAUUCUCAAACAAAGCUGGCAAUGAGUUCCUAUUCUUCUCCCCUUAAAUGUGGUGCUAACUAAGCAACUUAACUCAACUUACAGUGCAUUGAAUUUCUCUUUGGGGAUCCACAAUCUUUUUCUUCUUGUCUUUUCACAUUUAUUUUUGUACCUUUAAUGCUUUUAUUAAGGGGAGAGGACAGCAAAGGGAUCAGGGGGAUAGAGAAGGGAAUGACAUGCAGUAGAGCGCCCCAGGGCCUCCUGCUUCGAGGACUAUAGUCUCUGUGUGGGGUGGGCAACUGAACCACUAGGGCAAACCUGUGUCCUGCUAGCUUCAUGACAGUCAGAGGAUCAAAAUACAUGACGAUACAAUCAUUAUAAUUCAUUGUCCCCUUAAAGAAAUUUGCUUUGAACUCAGGUGCUGUCCGUAGAAUAAUCACGUAAUUUUCUGAUCAGCUUUUAUAACACUCAACAUCUGUUUGGUGUUUGUGUGUGCGCAUUUAAAGAGUAGGUGUAUGUAAAUCUGACCUCUGAGUAUGGCAGAUGACUGACAACAUUCACGAGGAUCAGUUUCAGUGUUUCCCCUCACCUUUGACCCCUCAUCCAUUUCCAUCGCUGGGCAGUGCCACUUAUAGACUAUCACAUGAGGUUGCCUGUUUUUCACAUAGUUAUCCAACCAAGCAGGUCUGACUAAAACUUGCACCGCCAUGUAAAAAGCCCAAAAGCUUUGUCAGGUCUUGGUCCUGGUGUUCUGCUGCUGUGCGCCAUUUUCAAGUCCGGUUCCGGAGAAGACAGUAAUAGUGCAUGUGGAUGGGCAGGAAAGUCAGGAAUAAGCACAGGACAGCCAGAGUGAUUGAUUGGUUCUAGGGAGGAUGAAAUUAUACCGGUCAUGUAUUAUAGAUGUCUUACAAAAGAGAAGCAGAGAUAUGAAGAAAAGGAUAUCGCAGAAUUUAGAGCCUGGAGCUAUAGCCGUAUCAUCUUUAUAAGUGUUUUAAGAGAAAUGUCUUUCUAAGUAGCUGAUCUAAGGCAAGCUAUGUGCUAAUGCCUCUGUUAUUUCAAUUUGUGUUUGAGAGUAUUGUGCUAGCCUGAUCCGCUCUCCUACUGUUAGAGAAGAAAAUAUGUUAUGGAUGGUUUCAGGGAUCAAACUUCCAUACUGAUCACAGCGUUUGCUUGUGAUGUUACACCAACUUAUAUAGAGACAACAGCGCCUCUUACAUCCCUGUCCCAUUCCUUGAGGGUCUGUUAUGCCAUUAUAUAAUGUGGGUUACAGAAAAUAUGAUCACCAGUAAGAACAUAACUCUUUACUGGAUGGUUCUCUUUCAGAAGAGGCCUACAGUCCCGUGUUUGGCAGUCUUCCUAGAGAGAUUAUCCUUAAAGGAGCAACACUUUUCAGGUUGUAAUUGAGUGUUUUGCAUGGAGGUGGAUGGCUCAGCAUUGCCAGAGCUUCUAAUGGAGCUUCCUAGAAGGGUUGUGGGCCUAAUUUGCUGAAGCACUAGUGAAGGAAGAUACCUGCUUGAUGACCCUGUUGAUGUGUUGGCUCUUGCUGCCCAUUUAGCCCCUCUGUUGCUGUGUUGAGUUCACUGGGGACCUGCAGAAACAAGUUAAUAAGUGCAUCAUCUUACUCAUUGAAGCUGGGGGAUGGGAGGAGGCGGAGUGGAAAGCCUAAACCUGCAGGAUUUAAGGGAUAGUCCGGCACAUGGUCAAACACACCGUAACACCGAUUUAGACACUCCCUCGCAAGAUGAAUUUUGCCGACUGCUUACUUCUUUAGUUACACCAACUUCAGCAACACACAAUAGCAAUACACAGCGGUCUACAUCUCCAUGCGCAAAUUUCAACCAAAAACCCACUCUAUAGCCACAAAUAAUGCUCAGAACAGCACCUAACUUCAUCAACAGUACAAAGCCUGGUUUCUUUAGCAAAGAGACUAAACACAACUCACCCACCCUCCUCCAGCAGCCGCUUGUUUGUGGGGGAGCCCUGACGAGUUGAUCACCGAGUUACUUCCUGGAAAUGCAAUCAAAACCAAGACACUAAGGCAGAAGAACUACCACGUCUGCAGUGCAAAAUGAUUAUUAUGAUGAUUAUUACCUCAUGGAAAUGAUCCACUGCACUCUGUGAUCGACUCGUCAGGGCUCCUCUGACGAGUUGGAGACGUAGAACGCUGUGUAUUGCUAUCGUGCAGUCGUUACUAAAGUUGGUAUAACUAGAGAAGCAAGCAGUCAGCAAAAUUCAUCUUUGGUGGGGGUGUCUACCUCUGGUGUUACGAUGUGUUUCAACAUAACUUUAUUUUGCACCGAUAUAUCCCUUUAAGCUAUGGUCGAAAUCGGUUCCACCCUCUUCCACCAUAUUCUGCCUUCAGUCUUUCUCACUCUUCCAGUGAACAUCUCCCUCUGCUGUGUCUUUCUUUACUUCUUUUUUAUAUGUGGAUAUGAUGGUUGGUGAAAGCCAGCAUGGAGGGGUUAAAUCCUGUUAUCAAACUUUAUAAAACGGCGGCAAACAUCGGCUUACUUGAUAGCCUAGUUGAUGUGUCGCUGUUGUAACCCACGGUUGAGGCGUGAGGGUCAUUAGGGGCCAAGUGUAAGGAUACAUUAUGAGUGCUGUCAGUACCUUGGAGCCAAAGGUGGUAAUGCUGUUUGUGUUGCAGAGGCCUCUUCAGGUCAUAUGGUAGACUGUGUAACUAUCUAAAUGACUGAAAAAGAGAUAAUCAAAGACAACUUUGAAGAGAUAAGGAGAGAGUAACCAAGCAGUAGGCUGGGUAAUAAUUGAUCUUAGAUGGGCUUCUUAGUUGCUGGUCAAACAGUGAAUUGCACACCUAAUCUUAAAAAAAAAAAAUAGAUCUAAUACAGCCCUAUCAGAGUCAGGGGAACCGUUUGUGGCUAGACCCCUCUCAGUAGACCUCAAGUAGAUUCUUCAGAUGGUUUGAUGCUUACAAAUAGUUCAGUGGAUUUUUGAUGUUUUUUUUCCUACAGUUUCUUGCUGUUUUUUCCACCUUUCUCCUCUGGUUUGUUGCACACAGCACUGCAAGAGCUGCUUUUGUCAACUGAGUGUUUCUCAAGCACCAUAAUAGAUUUCAGAGUCCCCCUUUAACAAGCCUGUAUCAGAAACCACACAUUCAGAUGCAGACUACGACAAUUAGAUUUCCCUCUACAGUAAUUGAAUGCACAAGAGAACACUAUAUAUUAUUAUAAUAUUUUAAUAAUGCAUUGUGUUUCCCUUCAAAGAAACACUCAUAAGUCAGAUGAGGAAAUUAUUCAUCCUCCUUUCUCUCUUCGAUUUGAAACAGCAGCUUCACAAAUUUACAAAGAAAACUCUUCAUGUUGGAUAAACCGGUCAGCCCCCCUGCUGUACGGGAAUCCCUUCACUACAACUUUAAUGGUGAAAGCAGCACUGAUGGUGUUCGUUUAUGAAAGCUUGUGUCUAAAGCCACAUUAUUAAUAGAUGCAGAGGGAGAUACCCACAACAGGACGCUGGACCUAAGGCUCUCCAUAACCUCUCAGCUGAUGGUUCAGUCAGAGGCUUUGAAACAGACGCAUGCCUGUUGUUUAUUCUGCAGGGCUGUACACAGAUUGUAAGCUUCUCGUUAAAGGUGAAUUACCUCUUUGACAUUAUUAAACUCAUUUAGCUCACACAUCUCCGUGAUUGAAUAUUUCCCCCCAUCUGUCGAUUCUUGCAGUUUUUCCUCCCCCUGAACCCAGCGUGAACCAGCUAAUCUGCUUCCUCACCCAGGUCAUAGAAACAGUUUGGUCUGCUUUUCUAGGUUUUCACCCAAGCAACACAAAAUCCACUCAAAUCCCUUCUUGCUUGCGAAAACCAAACCCCGCCCUGACGCAUUUGGUGUUGUAUCUUUUAUUAUUAAUGCUCUAAGUAAUGAAAAUCAGAAAAUAGCUCUUUGUUUUGUUGUUUGCUUGUUCAGUCAGCACAUGAAUGUGUUUUUAUUGAUGACUCAGGAGGAGUGAAAGAAGGGGUAAGUGGCACCAAAACGCAGUGAAGGGAGAAAGCCACUCUGCACUUUAUGUGGGGGUUUGAACCUGCUCAGGACUGCAGAUUGGAUGCUUGUUGUUCAUUUACCGCUGCUGUUUUUUUUUAUCUGUUUCUCUCAGCAGGUUGUGUAAAUUCUGCUCCAUUAAGAAUCCUUUAUGGCUCAUAUGUGCUCUCUCCUCUUCAUCUCUCUUUCUCUUUUCUCCAUCAUUCUCUCCUCCACGUCCGUCCUGAGUGGGGAUAUCAGCUGUCAUUUGCUGUACCGCCUUGUCUAUUAGACUUCCCCUCCCCUACUGUCGCUCCAUCUGAUCCUCUGUCUGUCUCUCAGCUCUGAUUUGCCGGUUUGUUUGUGUUUCUGUUUUCCCUUAUAAUAAACAGAUUCUACUUGAAAGGUCAAAGUAUUCAAAUAGAACAAUUGAAACCAUUCAAAUCCAACGAAGAGUCAAUGACCAAGACCAAAGAUUAUUUAUCCAGCAGCUAUUUUGCUGAGUUCAUGCGUCAGUCACCGUUUUUUCUUGUUUCAGCUUCUCAAACAAGAUAAUCUUUUUACACACAGUGUUUGAUGGUGUAUUUAGGCUCAAGUUUUGGUUAUCAGAGAAAUUAUACAACUUUCUUUCCCCAUAAAAAUACAUGAAACCACAUCUUAUUUUCACUGAAAACAGAUAUAGGGGACUGGAUGAGAAAGGUAUUACCUGUGGAUUGGUCUUAUAUUAAUUUAACAAACUAUGAAAGACAUGCAAAUGUAUAUUUUGGAGGACUGAGCUAGGUUAUUUUCACGUCUCAUGGGUAAAAAAACAGGGGAAAGAACUUACAGGCAGACUACUAUACUACUACUAGACAAAAAUUGACAAAAAACUUUUUUUCCUCAAGUCAAACAAACAUAAAAUCUGCGGCAAUUCAAGAAACUUCUGAAGAUGCAAUAAACUGACACAGAGGGAGAGAAACACAAAGACUAAGGACAGUCAGGAAAGUGAGCAACAGAUGUGAGAAGGAGACAGGUGAUACAAAGGAGGAGGUGAAAAAAGUCAUGAAACAUGAGGGAGAAACAGAAUUACAAAGAAAGAAAAGAAGAGAAAUACAAAACAACACAACUCAGACAGCUCAAGACCUUUCAUCUUUAUUAAAGAGUAACAAGCACUCAUUUUACCCACAAAAGCACUGGGAAUACCUGAUGGUUUAGUUUAGUUUAUUUAGAUACCUAUUUGCUUUUGCAUAGCAGCAGCUAUUCUUCCUGCGAUCCACUCAAUUUCAAUCCAACAGUACGUACGCACAAAUAAACAGAAACAUACCAACACAGAGAUGUCUGUCACACAGUACAGUACUAUAGUGGCAGAAACCAGAAAUACAAGCACUAAACUGGAAUAAAUCUGUUCUCCAGAUAGUUGUAAGAAUGUAAAACAUCAUUAAGGGUCUGCUGUAACAUCAUAGCAAGAAUGCAGCCCCCCAUAAUGAGUCUUUGAUACCCCAUCUCUGGUAUUUCCUUUGAUUUGAGUGAACAUCCAGUCCUGGUGCUAAUGAGUUCUAGGUCAGGGUAAUUGGAUUUGUCAGGAACGUAGAGGAUUUUGUCUGAUUUGUGGUUUUAAGCUUUUAAAAACAUACUGUAGGUAGUCAUGGAGACAAACUCAAGGUCAUUUCUGAGUCAAGAUGAGUUUAGGUGUUUCUGUGCACUCAGAGGAGGAACCAGUUCUUCCAGAAAAAACUUUUUUCAAUGGAGUCCUGACCAAGACGGCUACAAACUCAAAUUUACAUCAAAUGAUAAAUUAGCAACAUUAAGCAGUAAUAUAAAUAUAAACACUGGGUGAAGCUUCUCGGUUAUCCAUAAGUGUGUCCCCUGUUAUUCCCUUUUAGAGACACAUGCACCAGAAUGCAGCAGUGUUCCUAUUUACACAGCCUUUCCUAUUUUUAAUAUGAGGUGGACUGUUUUUGUAAUUCCUGGCAGCCCUACUUGCAAUAUGCAGUUUCCUUGCAGUGCACAACUAUCGGGGGCAUUAUUUUUUUUAUAUAAUCAGAUUUUAUUUUAUUUUCAGAAUUUACAUAGACGCAUACAUCGUUAAGCAGUGUUCUGAUCUAGGGAACAAUAAUUAAUAAGCCAAAUUCAAAUAAGGUAGAAAGUGACAGGAAAAGGAUAAUAAUGAGGAAAAGAAAAAAAAAGAAAACAGAGAAAAUCCCCAAUAAUGACGACAACAACAACAGCAGCACAACAAAGUAUCAUCUAAUAAAGAAAUGUGUGUCCUUGUACUUAUUAAAAAGUAGUUCUAAUCACCAGUGUGGUGCUCAGUGUGGGAUCUACUAAACCACUGUUUUCCCUCCGGAUAAUUUCACCUCGACCUUAAGGCAAGUAAUCCAUGAGGGGCUGCUAUAUGUCCAUAAAAAAAUAUUGUCAUUCCCUUUUAAUUUGGCACUUCACCUUUCCAUCAGAAAAACUCUAAAAGUUUCUUUGUAUCACUGUGUUACAGUGGGAGGUUUCUACCUGGUCCAAUUAAAUGGUAUACAUUUUCUGGCCAAAAACAAGUGUUUAUUAAGUAAUUUUGAUCUUCUCACAUACAUAACUGUAUUCGUAGGUGGUAGCCCCAAUAGAGGGCGCAUAUUUUCAUCUGCCCUCCUUCACUCUUGUACACCUUGCUUGUGAGGGUGUCACUCUUCACCUGGAGGUCUCAGGUCACACUUUGUUGCCUGCCAACUUCUUCAGCUCUUUCCCCUCUUUCCAAAGAGUAUUUUCUGCUAACACCAAAGUAUGACACAGAGGACGUGCAGAAAAAGGAGGGAGUCUGCAUUCGGAUGAACGAUAAUGAUAACGUGAUACGCGAUCGAUCCUUUUAGGAAAAAUUUCUUCUUUCCGCUUGUCUCUACAACAGAUGCUUGUAGGGAUCCAGUGUCUUGCUCAAGGGCACUUUAGUGGGACACGUGGUUGUUAUAGUUGGAAUAGAGGGUUGCCUCUUAAAAGCCAAUCAGGUGGACAAAAUGAUCAGAGGAGCGUCUUAAAAAUGGGAAAAUAUUAGAGGAGAAGUUCCUGUUUUUGAGGCAUCAGUGGUCUUGUUCUUUAAAAGAAUGGUGGCUGAUAAGGUGAGGUGUUUUAUGUGUGGAUUAGGGGACAGGUAGGUAGAACAGGAGUGAGUUAGGAUGAAAGGAGAGUCGAGGUUAGCUGCUGUAUUAAUUUCUCCUUUCAGGGCAAAUUGUGUCUCCCAAGGGAGCGGACUGUCUGUCCUAGGAUGGCCAGUCAGGAAUCAGGUUUCCCACUGUGAAAACUUAGCCCCUCUCCCUCUGCUCACUUUCACCCAUCAGGACACAUAUUUGCACACACACCAAUAUCAUGAGGGGGGAAGCAAACUGCUGUUGUUUGUAUACUUGACUGUGUGGAACAUGUUAAAAAGAAGGUGAAGGUUAAAGUGUUUCUGUUUGACUCUCCUUCAGACAGGUGAUGGGUUCAUCUGCACACAUCUGUGGUGUUUGUGUAGUGUUAAUGUCGCUGAUGCUGGCCAGAAGUACACAUGCUUUUGGCUGUGGGGGGGGAGAAAGGAAAUGCCAAGAGUUUAUUUUGACUGGUGAAAACCCUCAAAACACUCCAGACCUGCUUUCACAGCCAGGAAAAUCCAGAUGAUGUCUCGCAAGUCUGCUCUCCUUUGUAUUUUAUUGCUAGAUCUCUCCCACUCAACUGUAUUGUCUCAGUAUAAAUGAGGACAGAGCUCUUUUUGUGUGUUUUUGUUCAUUUGUGUCACCAGACUGAAUGGCAGGAGUGCAGCUCUGUGGCAUUAGACAGCAUCUUCUGUAUGCUGAGGUGCGGAGUACAUUUAGCUCAUUCUUAAAGGGAUAUUCUGGCGUAAAAUUAAGUUAGGGUCAAACAUACCGUAACACCGAGUUAGACACCCCGUGGAUAGAUGAAUGUUGCCGACUGCUUGCUUUUCAAGUUAAACAAACUUCAGUAAUGACCGCACGAUAGCAAUACACAGUGGUCUAUCACUCCACAUGCAAACCUCAACCAAAAAGCCACUCAAUAGUCUCAAAUAAUGCUCAGAACAGCACCUAACUUCAUCAACAGUACAUAUAGGGUCCCAGCCAUAGCACUUGCCACGAAACAUCUUUUUAGCUUUACCUGAUUUCUGUAGCAAAGAGACCAAACACAACUCACCCACUCUCCUCCAGCAGCCGCUUGUUUGUGGGGGAGCCCUGAUAAGUCGAUCACUGAGUGCAGUAGAAAAUAUAUGAUUAUCACUUCAUGGAAAUACAAUCAAACUGAGACGGUAAGGCAGAAGAAUAACCGCGUCUGCAGUGCACAUACAAGAUACACAAGAACUUUGAUCGCAUUUCCAUGAACUGACAAUCAUAAAUUUUCUUCCUUGAGCUGCGAAACUCAGCUGCACUCGGUGAUCGACUCGCCAGGGCUUCCCCACAAACAAGCGGCUGUUGGAGGAGAGUGGGUGAGUUGUGUUUGGUCUCUUAGCUUACAAAACCAGGCAGGUUAGGUGCUGUUCUGAGCAUCAUUUGUGGCUAUAGAGUGGCUUUUUUGGUUAAGGUUUACGCGUGGAGAUGUAGACUGCUGUGUAUUUCUAUCAUAUCUAACCCGGUGUAAUGGUGUGUUAAUAACUUAAAUUCACGCCGGAGUAUCCCUAUAAAGCUGUCUCUAUUAUGAGCCAUUUUGGGAGUGAGUGAGAUGGUUCUUGCUGGGCUAAAUGAUUUAUGAUCACUAGAAAAGCCUGAAUUCCCACCAGGAGAAGCAUUCACACUGAUGUUGUUCACCUGAGAAGGAGGAAAGAUCCAAAUCCUGCUCUGUAGUAGUAAGACAGAUCACAUACAACGUGAGCAAGAUCAUGCAGCCUUUGUAAAUUGGAGUUAACUUAUGAAAAUUUGUUGUUACACUUACUUCUACUGGUGAUUUGUUUAAUUUAUUCUUAAUUUUCUCUUGCUUUUGACCAUCCUGUGGAUUCUCUGUGUUAUCAGGAGAUGACCUGUAAACUUGAUGUUAUGUGCUGCUGCUACUGCUGACACACUGUCAUGAACACCAAUACUAAGUUUGUCUUAUUUACUUUCAUGGAUUACUUACAGAAAUGUUGAGGGGUCAGCCUGCAACAGAAAGUCAUAGCCUGUAUUCUCAGUGUGUUUUUCAUUGAGGGAUGUUUUAACUACAGAUUUCUUUGAGUCAUUCAGGACAGAUUUGGAUACAUAGACACAAAGAGGUGAAGAUGCAUUCAGAAAACUUUUGCCUUGAUUUAUGCAAAAAGAAGCUUAAAAGGACAAGCUUUCAACACAUGCAUUCAGUGCUGAUUUGUGUUCACUGAUUAAAGUUACCUUUCUGUUGUGCAGCUGCACCCCGUCCCCCCCCUUCUGUCUGGCUGUUCUGCAAGAUUUCUCUUGAAACACUUUACAGUGCUUCUGUUCCCACACUGCCCUGCUUUGAAUCAGUGUAACACUGCACUGUCAAAACCUUUCAACCAGGCAGUUAAGUUAGACAGCACAAUUAGGACAGUGGUGACAACCAUGCCAGUAAAGUCUGACUCCAUUUUGACUGGAAAGCCUUUGGGGAGCGACCCUGCAACUUUGCUCUCAUUCACUUUGUAAAAAACGUCUCCUCUCCAUUAAUCCUUAUUCACAGAUUUUACAUAAAAAUCAUAAUUUGGAGGCAGUUUGGUUUCUGCUGAAAUAUCAGAAUGCUUUUGUGCAUGUAGGAAAAAAGUCUGUGUGGAGAGUAAAAGUGGAUGCAACACAAUCCACUAAAACGACAUUCUGGCAUCUUUAUCUUUGCAAAUACUGUACAUGCAUGCAAGUUCAGUUGAGAAUUUUUGUCUAGAUCCCUUAGCUUCAUUUUAUUAUUUAGUUUAGACCCUUGCACUGCUGCUGUACUGUCCCUGCACAUCUAGCAAGGUAAUAUAGAGGAGUUAGCCUCGACCAAGUGCCCAGGCUAACUCGGCACUUGGUCAAGGCUCUCCUUUUUGGUUUUCCUACUAUGAGCUUCAGAGCAUCAGUGAACGGUGUAAACAUGGCGUUUGCGUUUAUGAAGGUGUGCCGUGUGACUUAGAGUGAUGAGCAAUCGGGGGGGAAGGUCUCUUGUCAGACACCAUAAGACCGGCAGAAAAUCAAUCAAUACCUUUUGCCCUGCUAUUAUCUCUUUGCAGCACACUUAAAGUCAGCCCUAAUGAACGUCUGCAGGCUGGAACGUCAAUCAUCAGCAGAUGCUGAAUAAUGUGGAAACUUCUGGAGCUGGCUGCUGUUAAGGAUUUAACUUGUUACUUUAUUUUAUUUGUGAGAAGCGGUUCCUGCUUGUCUCAUUAAGUGUUCAACUAACAUCAAACAGCAGGAAAGGAUCACACCUUGUCAAUACCAGCUAUAAAUGAAUAAUACACCCAGUGUGGACAUAAUCCUCCUCAUACAGGGUGUUAUUUCAUUUAUGCUGAUAUACUGCAUACUAGUGUGAUGUUACUCAUUUUAAAGUGAAAUUGAUUGAACAGCUCUCUGUUUUGGGCUAAUCCAGCAAAUAAAAUAACAGAAAAAUCAAUGAACUUCACUACAUGAGAAACCCUCUCCUGCGAUUUACCACAGCUGCUCAUUAAUAUUUAGUGUUAUCCAGAUGGUCCUCACACACAUAGAUAGACACACAGAUAGAUAGAUAGAUAGAUAGAUAGAUAGAUAGAUAGAUAGAUAGAUAGAUAGAUGGAUUAUUGAUCCCAAACUGGGAAGUUCUCAUGUUACAGCUGCAAAAAAACACAAAAUAAAAUUAAAUAUAAGAAGAAGUAUGUUCAAUGCAGACUAAAUAUAUACAAUAAAUACGGACUAACAUGAUAAACUGAGAGCUAUCUGAGAAAUAACCUCAUGGUAAAAUCUGUCCUGGUACGUGUGCGUCGACGCAAAUCUGAUUGUCAAGAGGAAAAAAAGUCAACUGAGGCCACUGUGCUGUUUUAACACGCAGGUUUUGAGUUGACUGAAAGUGAACUCACAAGGAUCUGGAAACAGGCAGACUGUUGACAGUGCAUUUCUCUGCAGUCUCAUUGACGUUUUAAAGUCAAAUCAAAGCAGCCUCUGUAUAUCAGCUCUCUGCUGGUUAUUGUUCUUGUAUUGAAUUUUAUUCUCUGUCCACGGUUUGCAACUUUACAACCAUCAGGCACGUGAGAGUGGUUGGUAUAGUUUUCAGCGUGACUGUGCUAAAGCGAUUUCAGAUUUCGUUGAGAGUUUCUUCAAGUUUUGUGUUUUUCAUGCAGAUCUGCUCCUGUCCUCUCUGAGUAUCGUCUCUCUAGAUCCUGGGAUAGCCCACAUGUCUCUCUGUCUUUCUCCUGUCGCCCCUGCCUGGCUGCACCCGCAAAGCGAGGCCUGUCUUCAAGGCUGUUAAGAUCAUUUUAAUUUAUAACCACAGUCACUGUAAACAUGUGAGGAAGCAGCACCAUGGAGAUGGCGCUCAAACACAAUCACAAUGUGGGACAGUAUUUAUAAGGUCUGCCCUGCCUGCAGAGAGCGCUUUGCAGCGUGUGUGUAUACAUAAGUCAGUCUGUGUGUGUCAUGGCGCCUGUUUCAUUCUGUCAGAAAAGGCUUUAAGCAGCGUGUGCAAAAUGUGUGUGCAAUCAUGCAAGUGUCAUUUUAUAGCGAUUGAGUCCGUGCAUGUGCGCAAAUGACCGGCCAGCUGCAUUGUGGGUAGAGCAUAAACAAUAAUCAAAUGUUAACGAGGGAGUUGUAAUUACGCAGGCUGCCUGCCGCUCCAGUGAGAUUAUUUUUUCUUGCGUCCUCUCCCUUCCUGCCUUAUUUGCACAAUUCAUCCACUUGUGAUUUCCACUAUUUCUUCACACAGUGAGCACCUCUCAAAUGUCUGCUCUGCCUCUCUGUCCUUAUCUUUGUUAGUUUCCAUCAGAGCGUGUUGCGUUCUCUGUCUCUUAGCUGCACCUGUCUGUUUUCUUUGUGAGUUCCUGUCUCUCAAAGCCUCUUCCCACCUUGAUUUAAUCCUUUUUAGCUGAUUUCAUUAAAACUAUUUCAUGCAAAAAGGCUUCUCUUUGUGCAAAGGUCAGCUUGCAUCUGUCUUCAGCUGCUGUUUUUUCACAGCAGAGAUGAAUUUUGAUGAAGGGUUAUUGAUGAAGAAAAGCUCUGUCAGUGUCAAACAUACUGUUCAGUGUAAAGUGCAGAAAUGUAUUAUGACCAACAUUAAGCUGUCUUCAUUUCUGUUGUGAUGCCAAACAGACUGACUUUUUCAUGUUAGUUUCAUUCCUGCAAAAAAAAGCAGCUAAUGCAGGUCCAUGUCCAACCUGCAGCAGUAUGUGAAUGUGUGUGUGUGUGUGUGUGUGUGUGUGUGUGUGUGUGUGUGUGUGUGUGCGUGUGUGUGUGUGUCAGCGGGCCCUCUGGUCUCUUCUUUUGGCCCUGAGAUUAAAGCAAUGUCAGCAAGUGUGUGAUGAGACCUCACAGACAAUACUUCAUCUCUCUUUCUCUCUUCCUCUUUUCCAUUCUGGCUCUCCUCUUCUCUUCUCAUCUCUCCGUCUCCUUGUCUGUCCGAUACAUUAUUCAGCCACCUCUUUCUGUCUCUUGUCCACUAUUUUUUUCUCAUUAUCUAUCUCCAUGUCUGCCUGAUACUCACUCUUCGUGGUUAACUUUUGCUCCUCCCUCCCUCCUAUUUCCAUCUCUUACUGAACUAUAUUUAUUCUCAGUCUUGUCUCCAUCUCUUCUUUGCUUUCUCUCCUGCAUUCAUUGCUACUCAAUGUGGUUGAUCGAUCAUGUUUUGUCGUGGUUUCCAGACCUUGUGGUGUCCUGUGAUGUCCUGAAGGUGUCCUGUCCUAGUAUGGACCUUACAAAACCUCUAUGAAACUGAGAACAUCACAGCCAUGGCUGAAAACGAACAAUCGAGAACAGCUUACCCAAAUCUAGGGUCUGAGCGAAGACAGCUUGUGGUUUUUGGCAAGGUUGAGGUAAAUCUUCAAAAGGUUGUCUAAAUGGUAACUUGUGUUUGAACAAAGAAAACCUCAUAAUUAAGUUGUUUUAUUAACAUACUGACCAAUCGCCCCUUUGUCCUCAGAAGUGGUUGCUGUAGAUGGACUGUAGAAAAACACACAGGGUUUUAGGCUGCUCUACUUGUCAUUUAAAGGGAUAUUCCAGCGUAAAUUAAGUUAGGGUCAAACACGCUGUAACACAGAGAGAGACACCCCCCCUGAGAGAUGAAUGUUGCCGACUGCUUGCUUCUCUAGUUAUACAAACUUCAGCAAUGACCACACAAUAGCAAUACACAGCAGUCUUCAUCUCCACAUCUCUGAUAACAGGUGCAAAAGUGGUGUGGACCGCCCUCUUUCAACGAGGAUUUUGCGUGUGCUAUCAGCUGUCACCAUGGAGAGUUUGUGAGAGCAGAGUGGUCGUAGCCAAAAAAUGAAGUUUGAAGCCAUGGAGUUGCACCUACCGUUUUUGGGAAGUCAGUAACGGCAUAAAAGGCAAGGGAAGUUUAUUUGUAAAGCAUAAUUUAUACACAAGGCAAUUCAAAGUGCUUUACAGAUGCAAGAAAAUAUAUUUGAAAUGAAAAAAAGAGAUUCAAACAAUCAAAAAUCAAUUAGACAAAGAGAUAAUUUUUGUGACUGUUCUGUGUUUUGCCUAAUUAUUUAUCAAACCGUCAUUUACUAGAAAAACGCUUUUGCAUUUUUGCCUCCUUCUCCCCACUAUGACUAUAGCCAUUUGUGCAUAACGCUGUGCCAGUUUCAAACCAUCCAAACAUGCUAAAUAUAGACGCAAAACAGCGACUGCAAUCGGUUUCCGGGUUUGAUAAAUCACAUUGCAGGUGCUGAAUGAUUCCAUUUGCAUUUGCUCCUCCCAGAAUUUUGCGUGUUCUGCUGAUCUACAUACAAUAUGCAUUUUCAUGAAGGCAAACACACUAAAUGGAUUGCACUCGCUUUUUUGCUGAUUUGACAGACGCAAUCCUCUGUGAACCUGGUUAGUAGAUCAGCUCUGCGCACGCUAUCAAGUUUGCAUGUGUUUUUGCACGGCAAACCUUUGGUAGAUCAGGCCCAUAGGGUCCCAGCCAUAGUACUAGCCAUCAAGCAUCUUUUUCGCUUUGCCUGAUUUCUUUAGCAAAGAGACCAAACACAACUCAUCCACUCUCCUCCAGCAGCUGCUUGUUUGUGGGGGAGCUUUUUGGUUGAGGUUUGUGCGUGGAGACGUAGAUCGCUGUGUAUUACUAGAGAAGCAAGCAGUCGGCCACAUUCAUCUCUCGGGGGGUGGGGGGGGUGGGGGGGUGUCUAAUUCGGUGUUGUGGUGAUUUUGACCCUAACUUAAAUUUACGCCUGAACAUCCCUUUAAGUCCAAGUCUUUGGUCUUAUUGGAUGUCUUUGUGGUUGUUCAACGAGACUUAAAUUUGUACAUGAAGAUAGACGCUGUCAGCAAAGUGAUAGAGAACAGUGUUGACUGCAUACAGAUGCACAUGACAGUUGGACCACGUGGAUACGAUCCAUGUAAAUAAAAGGGGACCUAAAACUGGUCCUUAUGAAACACCCUUUGUUAACAGUUGCCCUUUGAUUUACUAUUUUCAUAUAGGUUCAGAAUCUGACACAUUCAGACGUGCUAGCUUCUAUGCCACAUAGGACACCCUUGCCUUUAAAUGGUCUGAACACCCUAUUCAAACUUUUUUUUUUUUUUGAGUAUUUCCCAGUGUUUCUCAAGUCUUCCUUGGUGCAUUUCAAACAUCAGGCUUUAUCUAAGUCGGGGGAGGAGGUAGAUGAGCGAGCGGACAGACUGUAACAAGAGGGAAUGUCAACAAGAGGCGGAUCUAGGAUGUCUGGGUCGUCAGCAAGCUGAAGCGGGGUGGGAGGUAUACUGAGAUAUAACAGAGGAAUGAAUAAUUCAAAGAGUAUUAUCCCCCCUGCCUGCACUCAUCCACCUUUCUCCCCCUCUGUCUGUCACUAAGUUGGUUGUAAUGAGUUAAAGAGGGAAGAGGGUGUGUCUAAGAGGUCCACAAGUGGUCCACUCUGAUCCUGGCUCUGCUUCAACUAAGAGGAGGAGUAAAUACUGAAAAAAGGCUUAAAUAAAAACAAAAUAAGGAAGUGGGUUAAAAAGAAAUGAAGGGUCUUACUGCAUUUUGAGUAAAAAAGAGGCUUUUGAAACUCUAAAUUUCCAGCAUUUAUUUUGAUGCUUAAAUCAAAAGUGGACCAAAGUUGAAGAGCUAAGUUACUUCGAUGUGUCCAGUUCAGUCAGUUUAGGGAGGAACUGGGUUUGGGAACAGAGAGUGUUCGCCUAACGAUGUCCUUUAGUCUACUUUGUGUUUUGUUGACCUGGGGGAGGAUGUGUGUCAAAGGGAAAAGUGACAUUACACUGUGCAAAGAUGAAAUAUGUAAGACACAGAAUUUUGGUACACACAGCUGAGUGGAAGCGUGGAAACACACUUCCUGUGUGUUAUUGGGUAAACUGUUUCAGAGUGAUACAGCUGGGUUGACUGUGAGUGAAUGCAGCAGUACAUCAGGAGCAGUAACUUUUAUCCUACUAGGAUCAAGAGCGUGCCUUCUUGGUCUGCUCAGGAUUGUGUUUUUAUCAGUCGUCACUCUCAAACCUUUAUGAAGUUUUGGACCAAUCAUAAGAAAUGUGACAUUUUAGCACAAACAGCUUCACAUUUCCGUUCUGUCACUUUUUCACUGAGCUUCAAAUAUCCUCAACCUUCAGUUUUAGUUACGGUGGCCUAAGCAUUACUGCAGCCAUUGUGUCCUCUGUAAAUCUUGUCAGCUCCUCCUCCAGAUCCGCUGACCACCGGGGUUGAGCGUGACCUCGGCUCACUUUCUCACACAUCGUGCUUCAAACCACUGGGCCAAUCCCAUUACCCCGAGUUCAGGUGUUACACUCACUGCUUUCUUUUUUGUUGUUUCUCAAUCCUCCAGAGAUGCCCUUGACCCUGGGUAAUCCAUCACUGGAGAUCCCCGCUGCUGGAGUAACAGGGUUAGACCUGUCACAGAGUAAUGAUGAUUGGCCUGAAAUUCACUCGCAGCUCGCAAGGUUUGGGGUGUACAUGUGUUUUGAGUCAUGGGGAGUUUCACCUCUAAUAGGCCCCUGAUAAGUCACAUGGUUGAUCUUACUCCUCGACUUCUGUGUUUUCUAGUUGAAUAUUUGAGGCUUUUAUAGGGUGAAUUACUUUGAAACAAACGAUAAAAACUUCCUGAAAUUCACUCCAAACCUCUAACUGCCACUUGCAGUGUUUAUCUAAGGUGUGUAAAGGUUAGCACACUCGAUGGUUCAGUGGUGAAAUGUCAGCAUGAUGUUAGCACUCUAGUGCACCUAGUCAAGACUUUAGGCCUAAUUGGUUAGUUGGUGCUAACAGCGCCAUUGCUAAAUGUCAGGGCUCCUUCAGCAUAUCUCGUCCACCCUGGGGGCGUCUCCAGGGUCUGUGCGGAACAACUCACUGACAACAAGUGCAGUAGAUUCUUACGUUGCCAAGAUUGGCUAGUUGAGAUUGGAUCAGGAAAUACUCAUCACCCAUUACUGUUACUUUCUCUCUUGCAAAUAACUGAUUCAGGAGAGUUUUAUUCCUGAAGGUCGAGGCAUUCAGGGGAAAAAAGAAACUUCUUCUUCCUCUCAUUUUUUAAUCACACUCUUGCAUCAGGUCCACCUCCUCCCUCUCAGUCACUACUAGAGCCUCUGAAUCGCUCAAUCAGCUUCUUUCACUGUGGAAAAGCACUCUUCAUCUCUUAUUUGUUUGUGUGUUCUUUUUUGUCCCUGCCUUGAAAAGUUUGCUGCUCCAGAAGAAGGAGUAGGAAGGAGGAGGAGGAGGAGGAAGGGGUUACUGACGGUGGCUGUGCCCGGAGCUCUGCAGCCUACCUGAUCACAGCUCUCCUGCAGUCGCUAUAUAAAGACUGAGAAAUGCUAUUAAUAUCUUUCUUCUGUUUCCUCCUUUUCCCCUCUCUUUCUCUGCCCACCGCUCUCUCUCCUCUCCCUCCUGCACCUCGCUGCCUCACUUAUUUGUUCAUGUUACUCCUCUCCUGGCAGGACUCAAUAGUUCCUUUCUUUUCUGUGUAUUUGCUAGCUCUGCGAGGGGGGGUGUAUUUUUAUUUUCGUACUUUUGUAGACAGUUAAAUAGUGAAUCGCUUUUUCGCCAAGGUGACAUUUGACGGAGGUUCACACACAUGUGUCAGAGGCUACUAAAAAUAAUAUAAUCUGUUUAAGCAGGUCUAUAUUUCUGCUUGUGUGUAUGUGUGUGUGUGUGUGUGUCCUUGUUGAAGGUGUCACUGCAAGCCUGUGUCCAAUAAUUGGUCUUUGUGCGUGGUCUCUUUGUUUAACUGCUGUGUGUGCAUGGAUUGCAGGUCUAAGAGCUAUCAUUGGAGUCUUAUUGAUCAGGUCUGGCUCUAUGUGCACACAUGCCAACAUCUACAUGGACAUUUACAAGUGCAAAAUACAAGGACUGGUGUAGAGUCAUGACCCCCUGGUCUGUCCAACUUUUCUCGCCCACCUUCCCACUUUUUCCGUGCGUUUCUCUUGGUUUUUCCUUUGUCUUUUUCUGCUUUAUUUUCCUCUUCUUCUUCAAUGUCCUCCCUCUUAGACUUCACCCUCUCCCUCUCCCUCCUCCUCCUCCUCCUCUUCUGUUGUGUGUAACUGAUAGCUGCUUUAUCAUCCUGCGGUUAUUGAAUCAAAAGUGCAUUCUCCGACACUUCAGCACUGCUUCCUUCUGUUGGGCACGCUGACUGGCACACAACAGUGAGCGCGAACCCCAUAAACAUUUCCAGAAACACACACAACAUAACACAACAAUGCUUUAUUCUUUAUUAGUUUAUUAGCAGUAGUAAUACCAAUUUAUUCAGUCAUAGUUUCACACUCUAGUCAAAGUGAUGGGAGAUCUCCCUCCUCACUUAUGUACGCUUACAGGAAAACAGCAGUAAGAGCUCCCUCGCUCGCCUCCAUUAGAAGCCUCUGUUCAUCCUGCAGACUGCUGGACCUUCAUUUGUUGUCUGGCCCUGCAGCAGCCCGAUGGCUCUCUGGAGCUUUACAGACUGUGAGACAGAGUAGAUGCACUUUAUACACACAGACACUCGUGUUAUUAUAUAACAUGUGUGUCAGUUAAAUGUAUAGAAGAGGAGACCACACUGACUGUAGAGGGCUGAAAACUGAUGUUACAAAACUGAAAAUCCAAAAAAUGUAAAGUUAAACUCUUUUUUUUUUCCUUUUUUGUUUGUUUCUGUUUUCACUUUCUUACUAUUUUAUUUUUUGUUUCACUUUUACACUUUUAGUUUCUUUCUGUUUUCCUUCACUUCUGUCUUCCUUUCACUUUCUCUCUUUUCGGUUUCUUACUUUUUGUCUUCCCAUCUGCAUUUCUGUCUUUGUCCUUCGUGUUCCUUCUGCCUACUUAUUUUUUUGAAACAUCAUUUUCUUUUGUUUUUUCUCUUUCUCAACCCUUCCUUUCUUCCAUCCUUUCUUUCUUCUUUCUUUCUCUUAAUUCCAUUUCUGUCCUUCUCUAUUAUUUUCUCUUUCCUUCCUUUCUUUUUCCUAUCUUUAUUUUCCUACUACUUCAUAGUUUUUUCCUUAUGUCCUCUUUCUUUCUUUCUUUCUUUCUUUCUUUCUUUCUUUCUUUCUUUCUUUCUUUCUUUCUUUCUUUCUUUCUUUCUUUCUUUCCUUCCUUCCUUCCUUCCUUCCUUCCUUCCUUCCUUCCUUGCUCCCUCUCUCUCUAUGGCUCACUGUGUUUGUGUUCUCUCCCUGUCUCCCCAGUAUCUAUGAGACAGAUAGCUCCCGGUCUGCUUUUGGAGUCCAGUCCGAUAUUGUGUGCACAUUAUAGCAGAGCAUGCAAUAUUCUCUCCAAAAGUUGGAGAGCAAUUACUGAUGCAGACGGCCUUACAGUAAACCUCCUGAGCAGCUGACUCUCAUAGAUUAGCUGAAUUAUUGAGUCAAAGGGGUUUUUGAUUGGCUUUAUGUGUGUCUGUCUGUACAUUAGCCUGUUCAUUUAUGAUGAGCCUAAUGAGUCUCUCCUGUCUGCUCACAUGUUGAAGUCAGUUGUUAACCUCUGCUGAUAAAGGAUUGAAGUCAUACUAUUAUUUGUUUGUUUUAAUCUGGAUUGUUAACUGGAAUUACACUCGGAAAGUAUUUUUCAAAUAUUUCAAUAUAAGAUAUAUUUCAAAUCUCUAAGGGCCAAGCAGAUAUCCCCUCGCGUUCUCAUGGGACUAACUCUGCUGAUUUGGUGGUUUUAGACUCAUCCUUUGCGCAUAUUUUCAUCUGAAGGGGGGGAAUAGAAGAAGGUGGUGGUGGUACUCAGGUGGAUAAUGGCUGCUUUCUCAGCAGGAACAGAACCUCAUAUUUUAAAACUGGUGACUUAUAACCUCAAAAUGUCUGCCUGUAAGUCGUUCCAUAUAUGUUUACCAAAUCAAAAUGCAGAUGCAUGAGUUUGCAAAAUGAAUCAUCUCAGGCUGCAUAACAACUUCUUUCUGACACGUCUGAGUUGGUCAUCGAUGGUAUCGGAGGUAUUUUGCAGUCUCAGUCAGAGUUUAGCUGAUAUUGUUGCUUGUGGUCUGAAUGAGAGGAAGUUUAAAGAGUUUGUUUCACUAAAUCCAAACAAAUGUGCUGAGUUGUUGUUUAUCGGUAACAGAGUGUAAGUGAUAGUAUAACAUUCAGGUGAAUAAAGAGCUGCUCUCUGGACCGUUUGAUGCAGGGCUGUUGGGUUUGCAUUUUGAAGAAGUCAAGCUUUUGAUCCGGCUAUCUGCGCUGUAACUUGUUUCCUGUCAUACAGCUCAAGUCAAUGAAACAAUCCACCUGAGAUGCAGCUCAGACUACUCUCCCCCUAAAAGAAAUACAGUGCUUUGAGUUAAUUGAGGAAAAAAGAGACAGACAGUUCAGUCAGCACAUUACCCGGUUGAUGAACGAUCCAAAACAUCCCCUUGUUUGUAGGGAGUCUUUGAGGUAUUUUUCAGACUAACUGCUGUAUCUGAAGCACAAACUCUUCUGUAUUCUAUACCUCACUGGGCUGAAAUAAAUACUGCAGUAAUUUGGGAGUAUCGGUUUAUUUACUCCUGGUGUCCAGUGCUUCUUAAGCUGUUUACUUUGUUUUUACAUUUGUCAUAUCUCACCAUCCAGAGCUGCAGCUGAGCAGGCAGACAAAACAAAAACAGUCUGGGAAGUCGCUCAUUUGCUUAUUUCUUACAAAUGUGGUGACAAGGCCUUCCCCUCAGAUGUGUCUCUUCUCCUGUUACCUUACCUGGUGCUAUAUUGAUGCAAGAUGAUGGAAACUCCCCUUUAUACAGUCUAGGAUUUACAGCAGGAAUGAGUAGCUCACUGUUGCUCUCAUUUAUGAUAAGCAGCUUUUAAAUGUGAACCAUUUCAUUUCACACACAUUAUCCUGUUGUGAGACAAGUUGAUCGCAUUACUAAUCGCAGAAAAAGGGCACCAUUGUGUGAGUCCAUGUGAAUUUCCCUCCAACUCUCUACAAGGGUUUUGUGUAACUUAAGGCUCUGACAAAUUGACCAGCUGGGUAAGCAGCUGCCACCUGGAUUAUCCCGCCCUGUUGCUGGCUGUUCACAAGGCACAGUGGGCACGCUGCGGUGUUUUCUCACUGCUGUUUUUCACCAACUCUCUUAUUGUUCUAGACUGUGUACUGUUAUACAUGAAACAUCUGCUCGCAUAUCUGAGGAUCAUGGAAAGUGUCAUCGUGGUCGAUCUUAUCGGCCAAGUAUUACUGACAUGUAUUGUUGUUUGAUGAACUCACUGGGGAUUUAGUCAUCUGUUUAAGUCAUUCAGGAGUUGUGAGAUCAGUUUGAACUAUUUGUCAUCAUAGAGACCAAUAAAUAUAGUUCUCUGACUUCAUUUCAGUGUUUUAUUGUUUAUUUUUUUAACCUUUUUUUUUCACUUGAGAAAAACACCUUGUUUCUUGAGUUGUUUGAGGUCUCUUAACACAUAUAAGACUUCCAAUUGGGAUCAGACUCCUGAAGCUUACCUGAUGUUUCGAAAUACUAAGACCUUUUAAACCAGCUUUCUAACAAUACAGCCAUUCAGCCUCCCUUUGGGUUAAUCCGCUCCAUCCCACUUCUGACCAGGAGUUCUACUAGGAACUCCACCAUCAGUCCUCUGACAUGAUUCAAUAUCAAUUUAAAUCAAUGCCCAAUUUGCAACCAUAAGGCCCAACCAAACAGGCAGCAACUUGAAAGCGAAACAUGACAUACCAGGAAACCAUACUUAUCUAAAUACUAGGGGUGGGAGAAAAAAUCGAUACAGCAGAGUAUCGCAGUAUUUUGUCUGGUGAUAUAUCCUAUCGUCUCAUUUACCAAGUAUCGAUUUUGUUUUCAAAUUAAUUGUUAAUAUGAAGUCAAAUCUAUGAUAAUGGAAAAAUAAAAUCAACUGUUGGUCUAGUGAGGUUGGCAGAGGUGACAUCAUAGAGCAGGAGAAAGUUAGUGCAAUGAAUAUAGCAGCACCUUGGUAAAGACAUUAGGAAUGCAAGCAGGGCACAGAUGAGAUGGACCUGACACAUAAGGUUUGCAAGAAGUGCUACAUGAAGAUAAAAUAAAAUAUAAUCAAAUAAGACAAACAUUAAGGAAAGACAAAUGCUAAAUCAGUUAAACAGCUGAAAAAAUUGUAUGAAUCGCAAUUUAUUAUAUCGCAAUACUUACUGUAUUGCAAAAUGUUAAAAAUUGCAAUAAAAUCGUGGCCCAAGUGUAGGAGCCUAGGUCCUGUUUGAGUUCAUCAAGAUAUUGAUAAAUUCAUUUAAAAAUGUGUAUGGAUAUUUACAGAAUUAAAAAAUCGCCUAUAGAGCCUUUAAUGCGUAUUGAUAUCUGUGUGCGUAGUUAACCUGAGCAUUCAGUCAUGUCAGGCAUCAUGGAGUGGAGUCACACGUUUUUUUCACCUUGCUCACUCACUCUCUCUUUUUAUUUCAUAUUUCGCUCACUCCUAUGUUUUUAUAGUCAUGCUGGACUAGUGUAUCUUACUUUUUUUUUUUUCUAAGUAAAUUAUAAAAACAAACGAGAGGAUCCUGUGAAGUUUUUAUGCUUGUGAGGUGGAUGACGAGGGAUGAGAGCGUCAAGCAAAUGGCCUUAUGGUUUAGGAGGCCACUGGUGAUUCCCACCCAUAUUAAAUACACUCAACUUAUCAGGCAUACAUGAGCAGAGUUCAGGCAUUGUAUGCAGUCAUGUUGGAUUACACUAGUUAGCAAAUGAUAACAAUAAGGUAAAAAUGCACACCAGUUGAACAACCAUUUUGCAUGUAUAUAUAUAUAUAUAAUUCACCCAGUUCUCAUUAAUAAAUGAUCUUCUUUAUACCUCUUUGGUCCUAACCCUGCUAUUAAUGGAGACAGUUUUGCUAGACUUCUUCACUGUGGUGGAAAAGAUUAAGUGCUUGUGGUAACACGUGAGCACCUUCAGCAUCAGACACAGCUGACCAGAAUUUAUGUUGAGUAUUUAUUCUGCAGUAGUUUUUUAAGUGAAGUGGCUGUAACUCUUGAUUCUACUUCAAAGCAAAGUCAAAGUGUAAGCUAAGAGGAAAGUACAAGAGAAGUCAUUUAGAGUCCAGUACCCUAAAAAAACAACGUAACUAUAAAGAUAAGUUUGACAAAAACAGUUUGUAGUUGUCUUGGAGCUGUUCAAACUCGAAAUGUGUCCUCUAACCUGUGUGUUAUGUGUGUUUCAGUUUCCUGCUGGUGUUCAGCUGUUUGGUGCUCUCCGUCUUUUCCACCAUCCCUGACCAUCAGAAGUUUGCCAACCAAGGCCUCUUCAUCCUGGUAUGUCCCCUGCCUUCCUGUCUCCUUCACCCCUCACCACACACACACACACACACACACACACACACACACACACACACACACACACACACACACACACACACACACACACACACACACACACACACACACACACAUAAAUAUAACUACUACAGCAUCGAUUUCCAUACGCUGUUCUUUCAUACGCAGCAUCCCUCUUGCCUCGGUGUGUCUGUAUGUGCUUGCGUACGUGUUGCUUUGUUCAGACAGCCAUGUAAGCAGGUGGGAGGAUUCAGGUGUUGUUGACUGCGCAGAAAAUCACAGUCAUGAUCCACUAAUCCUAAUAGCCAUCCUAUAAUCUCCCUCUCCUUCUCUGUGCUCUAGCUGCGUUAGUGAAAGGUAAUGGAUACUCUUUUCCUCCUUGUGAACCUUGCUCUUCCCACCUUGCACCACCUAACCUGUUAUUUAAUGGUCACUUUUGACUUUCACGUCCCCUCCGUUCACUCUAUGGAUCAAUCAGCCAGCCAUUAGCAGGCAAUCAGCCAUUAGUUGACUUUACUUAAAUGAACAUCUGUGUUAAUGAUGGAGCAGCUCAGUGCACCUAAACCUGGUCUGAAAGCAGAAAGACAGAAAGAAGACACACAGAAGGGCAGAGACUCCUGAUGUAAUCAAAAGUCAAAGCACAUGCAAUUUACUUACAACACAUUAAGAGUAAUUUACCUGCCAUGAAUUCAAAGUAAUAGCACAGCAAAUGUUUAAGAAUUAGUAGAAAAGACAUGAAUGUUUUCUUAAGAAUUUAAAUGGCUAGUGUUAGAUUAGAGAUGACACAAACAGCAGUGGAAGUAGAGGAACUUCUUUGAUUUGUCUUUUGAAGAUAAGUCAAAAUCAGUGUGAACUUGUUUGAUAUUUCAUCCUUCAUUUGCACACCCUUCUGUUCAGUAAGGCUACGGGCCAGUUCCCUAAAGCUGCAUUCAUGCAUCCUCGCUUUUCAUUGCGUCUUAGUCCCUCCGUCAGAGAUGCAUGGAAAGAUGGAAGUCAGGUCAAGUUGAGUCAAAGUUUAUUUCUUAAGUAUAUUUAAAAACAACCUCAGUUGUCCAAAGUGCUGAACAGGAGUGCAACAUAAUCAUGAAUACACUUAAUAAAAAUAAUAAAAACAGCAAUGGAAUAAAAAAACACAAUAUUAAAAGACAAAUAUAUUAAAAAUUAAAUUAAAAACAAUAAAAGAAGAGUAAAAGAGAAGAUAGGGAAUGAAAGCGAAAAGGAUUAAAGCCAAGCUUACUCCUCUAGCCUAGACUUAACGCCAAAGAAAAAAGAUGCUUUUUACCAGUGUUUUUAAGUGCUCAGUGGACUGAGCACCUCUGACCUGGAAAGGUAGACUGGGGCUUCUACUGAGAAGACUCUGUCCCCACGAGUGAAGAGCCUGGACCGAGGCACUGCCAGAAGCAGCUGGUUUGACGACCUAAGAACCCUGGUAGUCGUGUGAGGCUUCAGCAGCUCGGAUAAAUAAGAUGGUGCCAGGCCAGCCAGUGCAAAGAGGCAAGGACAGGACUAAUAUGGUCACGCCGUUUCUUGCUGGUCAGCAGGCGGCCAGCUGCAAUCUGAACAACCUGUGGAGGGUGCAGGGCUGACUAGCUUCACCCAGUAAAAGAGAAUUACAGAAGUCCAGGCGUGACGUGACAAAGCAAUAGCUCUCUAAAGAUCUCUAAAGACGUGGAUGUAACUUUUUUUUUUUUUUUACUGUGGCUCUUUUCUGUCAAUCAAGCUUAAGGUCACUGUCCAAGAUGACACCAAGGUUCUUUGCAAAGCCAUGGCCAUAUGAAUUAAAUGUGCCAAUGGCGCUGUCAUAUCCAUCUAACAGGUAUAAAAUUAUUCCAGUUUUAUUUUUGUUCAUAGACAGAAAAUUAACCUCCAUCCAAGAAUGAAUAUCAUUGAGACAUUUUAACAGAACCUGAACAGAGGCUCACUGAUUUAUUUUUGACAGAUAUAUUCAAACGUCAUCUGCAGAGCAAUCAAAUCAUAUAUGAUACCUCUAAGAUAUGGACCUCAAAGGCAAAAUAUAAAGUGAAAAAAGGAGAGGGCCUAGAAUGGAACCCUGAGGCACCCCAAAGCUCAGAAGAGAAGUGGCUGAGGAGAAGUGGCCUAGCUGGACGUGGAAGCUCCUGUCUAGUGACAUCUUGACCACUGCUGGAUCAGCUGUCAGUAAUUGCUUCAGACUGAGCUAAAUCUUCCCUAAACAGGAGAUAUACCUGAUAAUGCUGCUAAUAUUUAGACCAUGUGGCUUGUUGUUUUUGUCAGAUGUUGAAUAGAAACAAAUGACACUGACUGGUGAGUUAUUGUGCGUUUGUAGGAGUUUGUGAUGAUCGUGGUGUUCGGCUUGGAGUACUUCAUCCGGAUCUGGGCGGCUGGCUGUUGCUGCAGAUACCGGGGAUGGCAGGGACGGCUGAGAUUUGCCAGGAAGCCCUUCUGUGUCAUAGGUUAGUGUGUGUUCCUGUGUGUUUACAUGCUGCACAAACCCCACGUCACAGCUCCUGUGUGUGUAUUUAUGAGAAAUGUGUGAAAUCUCAUCACCUCGUAACGACUUGUCUUCACCUCUCUUUGUUGUGUUUUUAUUUUUUUUCCUCACAGACUUCAUAGUAUUCGUGGCCUCACUGGCUGUGAUAGCAGCAGGUACACAAGGAAACAUCUUUGCCACGUCAGCCCUGCGCAGCAUGCGUUUUCUGCAGAUCUUGCGUAUGGUUCGUAUGGACCGACGGGGAGGCACCUGGAAACUCCUGGGCUCGGUGGUUUACGCUCACAGCAAGGUAGGAGCCUAAAUAUAGUCAUGUUACUACUACAGGAAUAUACCUUUCAUUGUUUACAUCUGAGACUGAUUCACAUUUAUGGUUGUGGUUGGUUUUGCUCAUAAUAAAUGCAGCGUUAUCGAUUAUCAAAUGAUCUAAAAUGAGGGCUAAUUCAAAGAGUGGAAUCAGUGAUUACCAAUAAGAUCACUAACUUAAUAAUCAUCUGUACAAUGGUGAGUAUACUGCUAACCAGCUCUACUUUACCACAUUUACUGCUUUCAAACGCCAAACUCUCUUCCUUCGGUGAUUAGUUGUUUGUUUUUAUGCUGACCUAAACAAGCAACACUCGCCGCUCAGCCGCAGAGCAAAGUUACAUGACACUGAUGAUGAUGAAUCGCUGUAUUAGCUGUCUAAGCAGAAUCAUGUAGCCAAGUCAAAGUGGAAGCCAAAUGUGAUGAUGAUGGGAAUUUAGCCAAUAAUGAUGAUAGUGAUACGGUAAUGACAGCAGGGAUUAUGGUGGUAAAGAUGCUGUUGUUGCUGCUGACAGGCCUGAUUGAUUCCUCCUCCCUGUGUCUCUCACAGGAGUUGAUUACAGCGUGGUACAUCGGUUUCCUGGUCCUGAUAUUUGCAUCUUUCCUUGUCUACUUGGCAGAGAAAGAUGUCAACUCAGACUUCAACACCUAUGCAGACUCCCUCUGGUGGGGGACAGUGAGUACUACAUCAUGAGCUCUCUUAAGCUGGAGAAGUCACAGUUGACUUUAAGGGUUGACCGAUAUCUGUGACUAUACAAUGUUGGCAUGAAUGUGUGUUAAGAGUAAAAACGAAGGCUUUGGAAAAUGGGUAGUAGUACUACAGAUACUCCCAAAAGUUACCACAAGUUCGAAGUAUAUGUCAGAUUUGCUAGCCUGCUGGAUACUCUCCACCCGCACAUGCACAGCGAAGUGAGCAGUACUUUGCACCAAGGCUUCAAUGCUGAUUGGCUGUUUCAUUUCUAUGCUAUAUGUCCUGCCAGUCAGACUUUGCCAGUCAUUGAAUUCCACUUUCAUGCUGAUGAGAGCAAUCAGCAGCACUAAAAGGGUAACCAAUUCGUCCACCAGGGGCGCCAAAGUCAACACUGGCCGAAAAUUCCUCACAGGAGCUUUAAAGUCCUUGAACUUGCAUGCAGAGUUUUCUUUUAAACUUUUCUGUGUUUUUUUUCUCUUCCUGCUCAGAUUACUCUUACCACUAUUGGCUACGGUGAUAAGACCCCUCGUACUUGGCAGGGACGGCUUCUUGCUGCCGGCUUUGCUCUCCUGGGAGUCUCAUUCUUCGCCCUGCCUGCAGUAAGUCUCCCACAUGUUUACAUCUUUAUAUUCACUCAUAACCCUGUUUAUGGCGCCUCACAGCCCCGGUCAGAGUCGGACUCCUCUCUCUGAUUUGCCCUCUGACCCUCAGGGAAUUCUGGGGUCAGGCUUUGCUUUGAAGGUCCAGGAGCAGCACCGACAGAAGCACUUUGAGAAGAGGAGGAUGCCUGCUGCAAACCUGAUACAGGUAACAAGUCUUGUGAGCUGUUUUAAUAAGAAAUACAAACUGCAGUGUAACAGUCAGGUCAGAGGUGAACUUUUACUUUGUGUCUUUUUUUAGGCUGCCUGGCGUCUCUACUCCACGGAUGCCAAACACUCCUAUUUAACGGCCACAUGGUACUUCUAUGACAGCAUGCUGCCUUCAUUCAGGUAAGCGCUCCCAUGAGUUCACAUGCUCAGCACUAAACCGUUAGACAUUUGAGGGUGUCAUUUGUUCUCUGUUUGAUGUGUUGUUGGGAGGGCAGACAGAGAUUUCAGAGUUGCAUCAUAAAUGAGUAAACUGUACAUACAUUUAUGUUGUAAAGAAAACAUACUUCAUAACACAUCAAAAAUUCCACUUUUAAUCAGUUUUUGUUCAAUGUGUGCAGUGGUGGCUUUAGCAAAAGGCAACAUUGGAUGUAACUCUAUGAAAGUCCCUUUAAUGUUUCUGCCACCACUAUUUUAGUCAAUUUUCAUUGAUUUAGUUCUCACAGUGGUUUCUUAUGAUUUGCAUUUAUGUAUUAAUUUGACUAAUUUUUGAUUUGCUUGAAAGGAGGGAACAUGAGAAACUAAAAACAAACUUCAAGAAGAAAGUGAAAACUUCAGCUUUGCAGUCUUAGAAGUUCUCACUUUUUUCUCUCUGGUUUCCCUCUCCUUCGAGCCUUUGGACCAUCAUUUUGGCCUUUUUGUGAGUUUUCUCUAAUUUAUUCAUUUUCUGUUCAUUUGUCAUGUUUUUUUUUUUAUUUGUGCACGUGGGGCGUCAGAGAACUGACGCUCCUGUUCAGUCACCUCCAGCGACAGCGUAACAACAAGAAGGUUCUCCACAACUCCUACCACACGAUGCUGUCUGGGCUGCGGCCCUACAGCUCCCCCUACCUGUCAGGGGACAGGUACGCACUCCGCAACCCCUUACAGCCAUACAGUACAUCCAGACAGGGGGCUGUAAAGUCUGCCUACAUUCACGCACACACACACACAGACAGACAAACACCAUCAAAACAGUAACAAGAGGGGCUUUUGAGCAGUACUUCCAACAGGUGUUCAAGCUGAUGGAGUUAUCUGCAUGUGUGUGUGCGUUUGGGUGUGUGUGUUUGGGUCUCUGGCUGUAUAAAAAAAUGGGGGACGCAUCUUCAUUACUUUACACUGCACAAAAAUGAAACCAAAAUACCACCCUGCGACAGUCGAGAUCAGCUUUAUGAGCCCCUUUAGUGAAACAGAUUACAUUAUAGUGACCAAAAAGGAAGUUACAAUCCCUCAGGUUGGUAGUGUUCACAGCAGAGUUGAUUUUUUUUCUUAAUUUUGAGCGAAUACUUACAGUAACGGGAAGUUAAAUGACUCUUGUGAGAAUAUUUAUUACAUAUUUUUAAGUUUCCCCUUGUUUUGUAUUUGUUUUUGUUUAUUGUGACUGACAUUAACAGCUUACUUCCAAUAGCAAACUAGCAAGAAUGCACGUCUUUCAAAAAAAUCUGUUAUUUUGGCUGGGUUUAGAGAAUUAAGUCUACAUUUAUAAUUCGCAGAGACAGAGAGAAUUUUAAAUAAAGGCCUGCCUCUAAUACAAGCCUGCCUCAUAUGAGGGUCUAUAGGAUGUUUAGGUUUUCAGCCUCCAGGACGACCUUCAGAUGUUUCAGCUUCACUUUCUGUAAGCUGCUGCAUCGCCCAUCUCUUUGUACAGCCUCUGGCUUGUUCGUGUCUCUAACAGUGUGUCACUAACGCUGAUCUGAGACCACUGUGUUGCAGGCCCCCCCCCUCCUCCACUGCUUCUCUGCAUCUUUGUCUGCUCCGCUCAUAUACACGCCAUCUUCACCACCUUCCACUGGUCACUCACUGGUUGCUCCUUCCUGUCCUCCUCAUUCUUUCUCUGUCUCUCCAUCGUAUCUUUUCCAUGCCAUCCACCCUUCAUCCUCCAUCUGUUCUCAGGAAGGCAGAAACUCCAUGCAGGUUUGUUCUUCCAGUCAUGAGCUGUGCUUGUUGAUGAAAAAAAGGUAGAUACAGUCAGGGCUGAUGUGCUGGAUUAGAUUCUUCGAUAUUUUAGUACAAAACAAGGUUAGUCCAGAGACGAAUGGACUCUUGCAUGCUUGAGAUAAGAGAGGCAGAUGUUAGAAAUAUCUUUUUAGUAGAAUUAUCUUGGAUUUGAUGCGCUGAUGUCACACCAUGAUGUUAACUGGGCUGUUUGAUGAAUAUACUCAAGUGAGUCCCACCACCUUUGCAUGGUCCCUCAAACCCACCUCUUUAUGUCUCACUGUGUGUCUCCAUAAUCCAAAACCGCCUCUCCUCUCUGAAUUAACUCCCCCAGUUUUAGGUAAGGUAACACGAUAUGGGAGUAAAAAGACUUUUGGACUAUUGAGAUGUCACUCCUCACCCCUCCACCUCACUCUCCCUCCUUGGUGUUCCUUCUUUGAUAUUCUCACGGGUUAACCAUGUACCAAGGUUGUGUCCCAGGACUUCUUUCCCCCUUCACCCUUCCCUUCUCCCACUGCCUCUCCUCCCCUCACCCUUUCUCCCUCUGCCUUGUGUGUCUCCUCAGUCAGCUCCUUUCUAAAAAACGAGGUCUCUUCCGGAUUCAUGCUGGCCGCAAGCAGAGGUAUCCACUGCAACGAGCCUGUGCACGGGGCACGUCAAAACGUCACUUAACAAAAAAUGAUACGAGUUCUUGUCAUCAACCUGCUCAUCUUGCCUGAAACGCUCAAAAUCUGUGGGCUGGUGCAAGCAUUAAAAAUCACAGAUCAUUAAAACAACUAUUCGCUUUAUCACAUUUCCAGAAGAAGCACUUAUGAAACCUGAGCGGGCCUGGUCCACAGCCUUGAGUGAUUUCUUUACUGUGAUGAUUUUUCUCUUGUUCUGGAGAAUCAAGUUCUGAUCUUGCUUGGUUUGUUUGAAAGUCUUAAUAAACCAUGUGUAGAGCUCUCAGCUUAAAGGGAUAUUCCGGUAGUUUUGAUUUGAGGUUGUAUGAGUUACACAAGCAAGUGUAUUUGCCACAAUGGAUGCCUGUCAGAAACUGACAGAAAAACCCUGCUAACCAUUUUCAGCAGACGGGGUCGACUGAGCUGCUUCAUUUAGUAGAGUUUGGAAGACUCACACUCAAGCACCCAUCUCAGUUCAUACAAGAAGUUUCAAUACUUAAGAUUCAGUACAUGUUGACCUCAUCAAAAUACACUGUGUUUGCUGUGGAAGGGCACAACUGCCAGCAUUACUGUGCCCACCAGGUGAUCUUAGGCACUCAUAUCAUGCAGAGCUGAGAUUAGGGCUGAGCGAUAUGGCCUCAAAUCAAUAUCACAAUAUAUUGACCAGUUCACCUCGAUAACAAUAAAUGGACGAUAACUACUCCACAAGCUGCUCAACCCCUCCCACAUUAACCUCAUCUACUUCAGCCACCGCUCCAGCUGUUACUACUUUUGAACCGUCCUCCAUCUCCUCACCUGUCUUUCCCUCUUUGUUACGGACUGGAUGGGGUGGAGUCACGUCUCUGACGUAGGACAGCGUCUUAAAGGGACAUGAGACCAUAGCGUACCCACACACAUCCAAAACCAACUUUUUUUAAUAAUUAAUUUAUUUGACACCGAAUAUACCAAUAUGGGCAAAAUGACGUUGAUUAUCGUCAUAAAUGUUGGAAUUGAUAAAUUUUCGGUUUCUCGCCCAGCCCUAGCUGAGAUGCAAAAUUAUCAAAAACCAGAAUAUAUCAAUGACACAUAAUGGAACUGAAUAGCUGAUCCUGAUACAUGCAGAAGAGCAUAGCUGUGCGGUGUGUGAGGCUCUCUGAUGUCCAAAUAAAGUACUAACAUUUCUGGUUAGAGCAUUUACUUGAAUUGAGAUGAUUGCUCUCAAAGCUAGAUUACAAGACUUUAGAAACUAUGUGCUGAAAACUGGAGCCAAGCUAGCAUCCCGGUUCAAUCAGCAGUUUGGGGCCCAGCUGACUGGCAUCUUUUAUGGCUACAACACAAACUAGUGAUAAGUAACUCAUACAGCGUCACUUCAAAAAUCCUGGCAUAUCUCUUCAAGUUUUGAUGGUUUAUUAGUGUGGCAAAUACUCUGAAAUGUUUCAUCAAAUGUGUCUGAUGAAAUGGUAACAGUUUUACCCAACAUUUCCCCGUAAUUGUAACUGAAUCAAAGAUUUUCCCAGUUCUUGACUUGUUCCAUCAUUUCAAUUUGCUUGUUUUUCAACAUUUACUUGGAGAGAACGUUAAAUGAUUCAGCAUGCUUUCCUAUGCGAGAUUAGUCGUACAACCUUUCUACAAAAUCAGUGUGUUUGUGCUGUAUUUUUGAAAGGUUUUUAAGUGCUCAAAUGUUUCAGUUGCAUGCAAUACUCUCUCUCAAUGAUUCGUCAAGUGACGCUCAUAGUCCUGAAUGCAUCCAAAUCAUUCACAACCGCAUGCAACGCUCUUUUACUCUAUCUCCCCCACUCUCUCCAGUCUACCUGAAGCGUUUCAGCUUACUUGUAUGAAACGUUUUCCACUAACCUCCCCCUAACUAUUUAAAUUUUAAUUUAAAUGGCCGCCUGUAACUCACGCACAACAAAGAGUAUAUCAUCGUAAAAAAUGUGGGAGUGAACAACUGGGCUGGAAUUGCUCCGUGGUGCAUGAUGUUUGCAUUUCCUUAUGGAUCUGUGACAGUAACAUGUAAGUGGCUGCAGAGGAGGAGUGGUCUCCAGAGCAUGCUAUAACAGCAGCGUUAGGAGUAGAUCUGCGGGCAAGAAUGGACGCCAAAUAGCUCCCCUCCUGUAAAUAGAUGACCUCACAUACCGGCCUGCCUUGGGUAGUGGUGAGUGGUAUGGAGUGCGUAAUGAGGCACAUUUUGUGCGGCUGUGCUUUGAAGCUGAUGUUUUAAUGCUUAUUCACUCUGCUGAAAGGAUUAGGGAAGCGUGUCUUUUUAUUCUGAUGGUGGGUGGCACAUUAUUUCCGCCAUCCCAGCACUACUGCAAGUCUUGAAUCAGGUUUCAGACUGAUUUUGCUGAAUCAGGUGCUAUGAUCGGCACAUUAAAUAAGCAAAUCCUCAGAGCUGAACAGUUUUUUGGUAUUGUAUAGCGAAGUCCCCUGUGGUCAAACUGUGAGCAUGAUAAGUCAGCUGGUUUGUGCAUUGCUGUGGAAACAUGAAUAUUUGUUUGUGUCCGUGUUUGUUGUGUUGGUUGAUUCUGAUAAAAACAGACGCCCUUUUUUUGCUGUUUCACUAACAAACUCUUUUCUAACAAGCUGAUGCUGCUUCUGCUGUUUCCAUUAACUCCCAGGAUAACACAGCUUAGUUUACCAAGGAGGUCAAACGCAUGGACUUGUGAUCUCUGAUUAACUCUGUCCAAUCAUGAUCCCCAGAGGUGACAGUACCUUCAGGUUUCUGACUCACGCAUCUCCACUAUCAGCAGUAAAAUGGGAUUCCGGGAUCGGAUCAGGAUGAAUAAUUCCAGAUCAUCCCAAACUAUCAAGAACAAGGCAUCUCCGCUGCCCCCGGGCUCAGGUGUCCGCCGUUCCCCCAGUCAGGAAAACGUACCUGAGGCCACCAGCCCAGGGAAGGUCCAGAAGAGCUGGAGCUUCAACGACCGCACACGUUUUCGCACUUCUCUACGCCUCAAACCCCGCCCGCCUGCUGAUGGUAGGAAAGGUCCUCACAAACACUGUUCGCCUCCUUGUGUAGUUUCUGGUUCUCAAUAUGUGUCUCUCUGCUGUCGCUCAGUAGAAGGGGUUGGUGAGGACAGCGUGGAGGACAAACCAUAUUGUGACGUGGCGAUGGAGGAGGUGAUCCCUGCAGUGAAGACUCUCAUUCGGGCUGUCAGGUAAGUUCUGCUCUCAAAAGGUUUAUUAUUUGUAUGUUAUGUGCAUGCAUUUGCUCAAAGCCAUGAAUUUCUGGGGCAUCAUCACACUCUUGUGUUUCCAAGUUCAUGUCCUCAACCUUACCGUGCAUCACAUUACAAACCUGACAUUGUCGAAGCUUAUGCCUUACAUGUCAUUGCAAGAAUAAGGUCACAUUGUCCAGGUGGAGACCCUGCAUGAAUAUACAGACUGACCAUUGGCGUGCAUUAAAGGGUGAACGUGCUGCUCCUCCAUUUAGGUGCUGCCGUGUGCAUAUUCGGCUGACGGAGGAGAAAUAUCCACUUAGGAGGGGUAACUGAGCCUUCCUGCAGGCCAGGUUAUUUCCCCUGUCUGACCUUGUCACUCAGCUGGUUCAAAGCCGCUCAUGUGAAAGGUAGCGUAAUAGGGUGGCCUUUUAGUACUCACAAACGAACACACACACAAACCCUGUACAGACAGAGGAUCAAACUCCAUCACGACAAAUGAUAUUCAGUUCACACAAGGACAGCUGUCACUGAUUCAAGCAUUACAGAGUGUAAUAUUGACUGCUGUCAUUCUGUCACGUACGCUUGGCUGUAAUGUUGCUGCUGUAAACCAGCGUAAAAGAACAUAAACGAAAGGCAUAAGGGCAGUCUGAAUGAAUGAGAGCAGCUACCUUUAGUGAGGAAGAGCAGAAGAAACAGUGCAUAAUCCAUGAACAGAAAUGCUCUGUAUGCAAAUCCACAGAAGAAUUAUAAUAAUUAGCAAUAAAUCAUGAUGGAGUGGAAACAAAAAAAAAAAAAAACACUCAACCUUCUGUUCUAUAAAUGUGUAAAUAACCCAGAGGGUUUCCAGCAAUAUGUCCAAUGCAGACACAUGCUAGUAUGUACAGAACCUGCUUACACAAAUACACACACACUUGUAGUAGUAGUUUUUCACUGACUGUAGCAGAAAAAAACUACAACUGCCAGCAAACAUCUGGUGUUUGGGCCAGGCUGGUCUCCAGAGAGGUGCGAUGAGAGCGGAUUAUAACAGAUUUAUUUCUGGUCCCUGAUGUCGGAGCUGCUCCUGUCACAGCGUUUCUCAUCUGUGUGGAGCCUGAUGCACUAAGUGACGCUCCUGAAUGAGUGGGUGAAAAUCUGGAAACAGAGUGGGAGGCGUCCUCAGAGCCCAGACCACAUGACUGCAUCAACUUCUGUCCAAUUUUUACAGACUGUAAAGAUCCCAAGACUAUUUCUACGAUAAAAUAUCACAAGAACAAUAUUAUCGCAAUGUUUAUGGAAAAAUGUGGGAAUCAACUGAGAUUAUCAGAUAAAUCAAGGGAUGAUAAGACAAGAAUGGAGCUUAAAAUUUUGAUAUUUUUUUCAGCCUUGCUUUAUUUCCUGCAGUAUAAAAGUAUGCUUUUAUUUUGAAAUAUGCUACUUCGACUGAACCCUAAGUUACGACACAGAAUAAAAACAGUCAGAAGGUAUAAAUGUUCAAUCAAUUAGUAGUCAGAUGAGGUACAGGGUCUAAUUUUGUUCGUGAAUUCACAAUGAAUCCUGAAGUUUAAGUUUUUAAAAGUGGCUGAUCAUUUUCCAGAGGGCUGCUAAAGCAAGCUUGCUAGCAGCUGCCCAUUCUUCUUCGUCUCUCCUUAUUCUUUUUAAUAACAUUUGGCAGCCAGUGUAAGAAAUCACUGAGGGACGAGCCUAAAUAUUGUCUAUCAAUCAUAAUGCAUAGCCUCAUUUUAAAAUUUAUGAUUAUUAAAUAUUGAUAUAAGAAUUUGCAAUGUAAUAAUAAAAUGAUUUUUUUUUUAAGUUUGUUUUUUUUUCAGCGGGGGGUGCUCAAAGUAGAAGUUUAAGAUCUCUGUUGCAGUAAAAGGAUUGAUAACUACACAAACAUUUUCCUGGUGCCGUGUACACACUUCAAAAGGUUUCCUAUUUGUUGAUGAGCAAACGUACAAUUUCCAACCGUCUUUAAACGCAGCAUCAGGAUGAGCUAUAGUUUGAUAUCAUUAUGCCUCUGCUGAUAAUGAGGGUAUUAAAUGACCCCUCUUGUGUUGCAUUGACUCAGCAGAACUCUGACCUCAGUUGUUCUGAGCUGCUGCAGACAAUAGAAGAGAGGGAGUUCCUGUAAGAAUGCAGGUGUGUGUAUACAGCAGGUGCUUCACCGCACAAACACACACACACACACACACACACACACACACACACACACACACACACACACACACACACACACACACACACACACACACACACACACACACACACACACACACACACACUCUUCCUCUCUCUUUCUCUCUCUUUCUCUGAUACGAUUCUUAGCCAAGUUCACGGUUGAUGUCUAUGACAGAAUACUUGCAGCAGGCCUUAGUGCUGAGGUUUUACUUUGAAGAGAUGCAUGUGGUUUAUCAGUGCCCGCUGAAGUCUUUUUAUGUACAGAGUGUACAGACAGAGAAGAACAAAUAGAAGAGGUAGAGAAGAAGAGGAUGAGAAAACAAGACCUGAAAUUUAUCAGUGCUCUAUUUAUUGUGGCAAAUCUAACCCCAGACAAAAAUCACUUGGAUAAAACUCAGCCUUCAUCAUCAGGUUGAAACUCAGACAUGUUGCUGACUAUGAGAGAUGAUUUCUUCUUAAAGCUCCAGUGAGGAACCUUUGCUUUUUGUUAACUUUGGCACCCCUGUCAUCACUUCUUUUCCCGCACAUCCCAAGGUAAACAACAAGGUAACUCCUUCUGCUUUCAUUUGAUAGUCAAAUAUAUCACUGUUUGUUCAUAUUUGCUGUUAAAGCCUGCUUUUUCUGUGCUUUGUCAACUGUCUGACCUGACACUUCACCCUUCACAGCAGCGCCAGCAUUUAAGAUUAUAUGAUUGAAAUGAAUCGUCUGCUUGCUGGUGGUUUCUUCUGCUUUCGUUGCUCUUAAAAAAGGCUUCAGUAUCAAUUAGAGAUGCACAGAUUGUGAAAACUAGGGGUGAUAACUGAGCUGUUACUGACAGCCAUCCUGCUUUGCAUCGCUUUCAUAUUUUUGUGCCUGAGUUUAAGUACGUUAUUCGCCGAUAUCAAACCUUUCGGAUUUGAAACAAUACCAAUACUUUUUUGAUGCAGUUUUAUCGAUACUGAUACUUCUUGAGUGGGAAAAAUUUUCAAAGCACAAAUACACAGUACAUCAGACAUUGUUGCAUCUAAUUAAAGAGCAACCGAUGCUGUGUAUGCAGGACUUCUAGCCGUGGCUAAUUUGCGGUCCUUGCCCCUGGUUAGACAGCGGGAAAUACAGCACAUAAUACACAAACCACUGAAUAAAAACUAACAUUAUAGCAGGUGCAGACAGGAAAUCAUAUGUUUGCAUAAAAACAAAGAGCAAAGCAGACAAAAUAAGAAGUUGAGAGCACAUUGCGAAGCACAAGAGGACAUAAUCAUUGUAGAGGGAACAUUUGACUCGUUUUUAUAGUGUUUUUUUUUACACUGCUAAGACCCAGGUGAGAAUGUGAACAGUAUAAGUGACAGUAAAAGAAGUUAUUUCUUAUCAGUACUUUACUAAAGUACUCAAUACUAAAUAGUUAUUGUGUAAAUCUCCAAGUAUUGAUCGUUUAGUCAUGCCCAUCUCCUCUUAGCAGCCUCAUCCAGAGAAACACCAUUCUUGCUCCUGCAGAGGCUCACCCUACCUGGCUCAUUUAGGAUUGGUGUCAGCAUAACAGUCAUUUCUAAGCCUCAGAUAAAACCACUGGAGACGAUCGGGUAUCCGCCUUUGCUGAGUUGCAAAAAAAAUAUUUGGACAAGCUAUGCAAGUAUUUUUGGGCCACGGAUGACACUUCCCGUUCCUGCAAUCAUCACUCCAUUUCAAAGUCUCCACUUCCUCACAUUAGGAUAGUAUAAUAGAUUUCAGUGAGACGUGCCAGCUGUACUGUACCCCUGCCACUGACUCUUUCUGGGGUGUAAGGGGAGGGGGGGGCUCUCAAAGCCUUACCGUGUGUUAUGAAAGCCGCUCCAUUGACAGAGAAAGAGAGUCAGCAUUUCCACCAAACCCUCGGAGGAUCCAAAUCAAAAGUCCCCCCCCCUCCCACACCCACACCAGCACACAACCACCCCCUUUCCCGCUCCCCAACCUUUUCUUGCACCCACACCUGAGACCCACCCUGGCAAAAAAUCUGCAUCUACCUGCAAAAUAAGAAAAGGCCGCCUGCAAAAAAUACCUGAACACAGGAGUCAUCAAGAAACACAGAGUGCUGCGUGAGGGGGAAGAGUGCGCUGACGGCUGCUACGCCACCAGCUGUACUCCACUCCUCCUCCUCCUCCUCUCGCUCCUCUUCUCCUUCCUCACACCUUCUCUUCCUCUUUGUUGCAGCAGCGUUGUAUGAAGCUGCUGUAAAUGCAAGCGCUGCAGAGCUCAACAAAGGUUAUUUCAGAAAGUGACCCCGGUGUCUAAGUUCAAAUUUCACUUUGCUCCUGCUUAGCCCAGGUGUGUGUAGUUGUGUUCGUGUGACCUGUGCUCCUCCAGUUGUGUUUUUUGUGCCUGUGUGUGUGACGUUUAUCUGAGAGCAGCUGAAUGCUUGUGCUCUUUUGAAGUGAUUUCUUUUCUCAGUGAAAAUGGUGGCAUUAUGGUCGACUUAGUGGUCUGCUUAUGCGUGAUAGGAAUCCCUCAAAAAGUCAGGGGGAAAACUCCACUGCUUCCUCCCCCCUCCUUAUCUCUCAUCUUGAUUUUUAGAGCAAUCCAUCUCCUAUAAAAUGACAAGUUGAGUGUGUAGAUUUUGUCUUGCUUACACUUGAUGUUUCCAUACUGUCUGCAGAGUCGGCAUCUACAAGCUGCCAAUCGCAUAAACGAUGAGGAGAUUGAACAACACUCUCACGCUGACACACACUUAAACUUUCCUUCCCUUCCAUUAUCUCCUCCUCACCCUCCUCACCUCCUAGUGCAACAUCCAGACACAUUGUUUCUGGCACGGGACAUUGUCGGUGUUGUGUUCAGGUGCGUGUGUCCUUAAGGUCAUGUUCACACCAGCCUGAACCUGGUGCAGUUUGUUUUGGUUGGUGUGAACGCUGGCCUCAAACUCUGGUGCAGAUCAGUCAACCGCUUUGGGGUCCGACUGGUAGGGAUGGUCUCGGAAUCAAUUGAACUCUAGAGCGGUUUACUUAAGGUGUGAACCCCAUCCGCACCAAUCACAGGAAGCGCAUUGUUUUACAUGUCAUAUCCUGUUUUGGUGUGAGGCAAAGUUAUCAAAGUGCGGAUAAUGUCUGGCAGGGGACAAACGUGGAGUUACGAUUUAUUGCCUGUCAUCUUCUGUGAUAUGACCGUGUGAUUGCAGUGCGUCUCCUACAACAUCUGUGUAUUAAUACAUUAUUUAACUAACUACUAAAGUCUGCUGAUACGCAGUCCAGAUCAGCACCAACACAUAAAUGAGCAGAUGAUGCUCCGUGAUGUACAGUAGAAAUUGCGAGGGAUUUGUAUAAGCAAUCACCGAACGGCUUUUCCUGCCACGUGACCAUUUUUGGACUGUUUGAGUUUGGCCUUGGUGAGAAGUUGAGAAAUUGCAACAAUGUAUCAUCCUCACUUUGGUUCGUAUCAGAAAACGGACCUUUCGGUGUGAACAUGACCUAGCAUGAUCUAAAAUGAAUCAAUCAGGCCAGCCCUCAUCUUUAUUAAUUUCAAAUAUCAGUCACCACCCAAUCCUUUUGAAACCUUUGCAAGCUACUGCAAAUCCCCCAAGUGACCCUCUGUAGGUACCAUCAUGGCUGUCAAAUUGCAAACAGCAGGGACAGAGGGGGAGCUCUCCAGCAGUGUAUAUGUGUGUGUUUGAAUGUGUUUUACUCAUGACUAUUUGUGGGCCUCUGCUAAUUGCUGAAACAGCAAAUCCUGAUAAGUAAAUGUCCCUCUGGAGAUGUUGUCACCGUCACAAUAAAUCCACAGGGUUUAGCGCGGGGCGUCUGUGCCCUCUUUAUGGAGCUGUUUGUGAACGAUAAGGUCACUGGGACUGUAAUUAAUCUUGUUACAUUCAGGGUGUCCCCGCAUGGUUUGAUAGCUGUCCUGCCCCAGCAUUUUUCUAAAGGUUUACUGUACGUCCAUAUCUGAGGAUAUGCUGUGUGAGGCUCUUUGUGGUGGUGAUGAUAAUAGGACCUUCCUGUGUGUGCGUUUGUGCAGGAUCUUGAAGUUCCUUGUGGCGAAGAGGAAGUUUAAGGAGACCUUGCGGCCAUAUGAUGUGAAGGAUGUUAUAGAGCAGUACUCUGCAGGACACCUGGACAUGCUGGGACGCAUCAAGAGCCUGCAGAUGAGGUGGGUUUCAAAAAAGAGUCUAAACUAGGGACUGUGUUGUUUACAAGUUUGUGUCUUUGUUCUUUUGUCUGAUCGUGGUUCUUUACUUGAAACAGUAAUCCUCACCAGCACUUGUCUUUAAAAGAAAAAGUCUGUGCUAGGGCUGGGUGAUAAAACAAUAAUGCUAUAUAUCGAAAAUUAAUUUCCCUCAAUAUCAAUACAAAACACGGUCACUAUGCUUUUCGAAAGUCAGCAUUCUGCCAUGUUUUGGUAGACUAUACGAAUAGUCAAUGAAAAGGGGAGUUGCUCCGGGUCCUCUUUGUACUGAACCAAUCAUGUGCUGAAUUAGAACCAAGUAGCAAACAACUGCGUAGUAUCAGGCAGCAGCUACACGCAACCAUAGCACUUUAACAUGUGAAGCCAACAGCACUGUUGGUGAGACAAAAAGAAAAUGAGUGCUACUCCCGUCAGAAAUGCAGAUGAAGUCUCAACAGAUGAUAACAUUGUCGACAACACUGACAUGAAAAUGUCGAUGGUGUGGAGGUAUUCGGGAUUUUUGAGGUCGGACACGAAGCAGAGUAAUGUGCACUACAAAUUAUGUUGAGUACAUGUUCUCACAAAGUCUGGGAAUACCUCAAAUCUUUUUCACCACCUGAAGCAGUGCCACACGGCAGAGCACGCACAAUUCAAAAGGUUACAAACCUCGAGCCGAGCAAGGAGCCCAUAGCGCCUGUGCAGCUGAAACAGCCGACCGUUCAGUCAGCUUUCUCUAGCACAGGGGUCGGCAACCUUAAACACUCAAAGAGCCACUUGGACCAGUUUCCCACAGAAAAGAAAACACAGGGAGCCACAAAACCUCUUUGACAUCUAAAAUGAAGAUAACAUUGCAUAUAUCUUUUUUUUUACCUUUAUACAAAGUAUAUAAAAAACUGUAGCGAGUUGCAUUUAUGAAAUAAAUGAACUAUUUCGGCGAGUGUCUGUCUUCUUCUGUAGUUAAACCGCAAGAUAUCAAAAUCUACCCGGAUACAGCAAUGCUGCUUUUUGAUUGGCUGUUCAGUAGAUAUACUUUAUUUGAUUGGCUUGUGCGUGGCACGCAGCUUCUGAACUCUCAGAGGAACUCGGUUGAUUUCCCCCAGUUCCAAAGUUGAAGAAGUGCAACUUGGUGGACAUCACCGUGUUCAUUUAAAUGCGUGAGAAAUACAAUGUGUGGUGUGUGAGCGUGUGAACGAGUGGGAAUGCGUGUGUCACACGCUGAAUGCAUGAGACUUGAGAGCCCUGUGCUCACGCAUCAUCGAUGUACUCCCGAGCCAUGCAAAACGGUCUUUGCAAAUGUUGCACUGAACGCCUUCCUUUUCAGUCUUGGUGAAGUUUUCCCACACCACUGAUGUUUUAGGUCAGGAUUUGGGUUGGGUUGUGUCCAUGUUUUUCUCAGCCGCUGCCUCGGCCAUGGCUGUUUCUUUUCUGUGCGUCCUGCUGAUGUUUACACGCCGGUGUCCAUGGACAUAUAUAAAGACCCGACGAAUCGAUUACAGAAUUUGUUGGCAACGGAUUUUUUCGUCACGACGAAUCUACUUAAUCGAUUCGUUGUUGCAGCCUUAAUAGUUUAUUUAAUGUUACAAGAGCAUUAUAAUCUUUGAAUUUAGAAUUACAAAAAAAAAAUAAUAAUAAUAAAAUAAAAUAAAAUGCAAUUAAGUAUUUAUUAUUUAUUUUCCAAAUCCAUUGGGAGCCGCAGCUUAGGGAAGAAAGAGCCGCAUGCGGCUCCAGAGCCGCGGGUUGCCGACCCCUGCUCUAGCACAACGCCUUACAACAAAACGUCAAAGAGACACAAAGACCUCACAGAUAGAGUAGCUUAUUGUAUUGCAAAAGAAAUGCUACCAAUAAUCACUGUUAAAUUACUUUUUUUAUAUUGUGAUAUAUAUCGAUAUUGACUGAUAUGAAAAAAAUAUAUUGUGAUAAACUUUUUUCCAUAUCGCCAAGCCCUAGUCUGUCCCCUAUGGUGUCAAAUAUUGAUAUAACUUUUACCUUAUUAACCAACAUUUUCAAGCUUUAUUCCGAUUCAUAUUAUGCUUUUUUAUGUGAAAGAGUGGACCAGAUCAUCGGGCGAGGAGCGGUCCAGCCUGAUAAAAAGGCUCGUCCUGAAAAGGGAGAGAAGACGCCACCAGAACUGGACCCGCUGGAUGAGCUAAGCAUGAUGGGACGUGUAGUGAAGGUGGAGAAACAGGUGACAGUGUUUGAUUUAUGAAGACAUCUAUGUAUGGAGAGUUGCAUGUGAUCAGACAAAGCAAAGACGGCUGUGCAACUGAAAGCAUUUGCACACAAGUCUGUUUUUUUUUUUUCACCCACUCAGACGAAGGUUUCAUAUCUUGUGUUUAAGAUUGUUUUUAAGUUAUGUCUUAUUUGCGUAGUUACAAAGUAGUCUAUUUCUUUAAAAAAGCAGCAUUGUGGUAAAAUCUAGAGAGAAAAUCUUUACAUCUCAUUAUAAAAAGUAUUGAAGAUGGUGCCAGAGAAGCCUAACUCGUAGCUCUGUGUGUGUUUGUUCAGGUCCAGUCUAUAGAGAACAAGCUGGACCUCCUGCUUAACUUCUACUCGCAGUGCCUAAAGAAAGGCUCCUCGAACUUCACCCUGUCCUCCCUCCUGGACCCUGACUUGACAUCUGACUACCACAGCCCCACGGACCAAAGAGACCUCUUCCCCUCCGCCAACACGCUGAACAUCUCCCAGUCCGAGAGCGGAAACUUGGAAUGA
Xyrichtys novacula (pearly razorfish) is the source of this 44022-nucleotide messenger RNA. The record is from the annotation of a GenBank genome assembly. NCBI's taxonomy places the organism in Eukaryota, Metazoa, Chordata, Actinopteri, Labriformes, Labridae.